This is a messenger RNA of Arachis duranensis, 654 nucleotides long. RefSeq names its product putative pentatricopeptide repeat-containing protein At1g12700, mitochondrial. The transcript has a single exon. The record is from RefSeq and is a predicted model, not a curated record. Bases 1 to 654 code for a protein of 217 amino acids. NCBI's taxonomy places the organism in Eukaryota, Viridiplantae, Streptophyta, Magnoliopsida, Fabales, Fabaceae. Gene Ontology annotation, molecular function: protein binding.
AUGGUGUCAUUGUUAAGGUAUGCUCUUCAAAUCCCAAAUCUCUCUCCUUAUUGUGUUCUCCACUCCGCUCUCCGUCUUUGCUUCCCUUCAACUUCAUCCCUACACUCUCACUCUCAGCCCCACUCGCUUGACGAAGCUGUUGAUUCCUUCACUCGCAUGCUUUCUAAGCGUCACCCCCCAUCCAUCAUUCAAUUCACCAAGAUUUUGGGAUCUCUUGCCAAGACCAACCAUUUCCCCACCGCCAUUUCCCUUUUUCAGCAAUUGCAAGCCAGGGGAAUUUCUCCCAACUUAUUUACUUUGAAUAUCUUAAUCAAUUGUUGCUGCGGCAUGGGUCGGAUCACUCUCGCUUUCUCUGUAUUCGCCAAGAUUCUCAAGAUGAGUUUUCAGCCUGAUACCAUAACAUUGACUACCCUCAUUAAAGGUCUCUUUCUCUGUGGUAAGGUUGAAAAAGCACUGCACCUUCACGACACAAUGCUGGCUCAAGGAUUUCAGUUUAAUGAAGUCACUUAUGGGACGUUGAUCAAUGGGCUCUGUAAGACCGGACACACAUCAGCUGCUAUUCAAGUGCUGAGAAAGAUCCCACGGCAUGGGAUUGUUCCUAAUGUCGUCAUGUACACGCAAUUAUUGAUAGCCUCUGCAAGGUUACACUUGUAA